Molecule: messenger RNA, 2034 nt
Organism: Propithecus coquereli (Coquerel's sifaka)
Lineage: Eukaryota; Metazoa; Chordata; Mammalia; Primates; Indriidae
Gene: ABHD17C
Product: abhydrolase domain containing 17C
Exons: 3
Coding region: 191-814 (207 amino acids)
Biological process (GO): protein depalmitoylation
Cellular component (GO): plasma membrane; endosome membrane
Molecular function (GO): palmitoyl-(protein) hydrolase activity
Source: RefSeq, a predicted model, not a curated record
CCCGGCCGCCGCCGCCGCCGCCAACGCGGCCCAAGCGGCGCCGCAGCAGCCCGAGGAGGGCGCGGGCGCGGGCCCCGGCGCGUGCAGCCUGCACCUGAGCGAGCGCGCCGACUGGCAGUACUCGCAGCGCGAGCUGGACGCCGUCGAGGUCUUCUUCUCGCGCACGGCCCGCGACAACCGGCUGGGCUGCAUGUUCGUGCGCUGCGCGCCCUCCAGCCGCUACACGCUGCUCUUCUCGCACGGCAACGCCGUGGACCUGGGCCAGAUGUGCAGCUUCUACAUCGGCCUGGGCUCGCGCAUCAACUGCAACAUCUUCUCCUACGACUACUCGGGCUACGGCGUCAGCUCGGGCAAGCCCUCCGAGAAGAACCUCUACGCCGACAUCGACGCCGCGUGGCAGGCGCUGCGCACCCGGUACGGCGUAAGCCCCGAGAACAUCAUCCUGUACGGCCAGAGCAUCGGGACGGUCCCCACGGUAGACCUGGCCUCACGGUACGAGUGCGCGGCGGUGAUUCUCCAUUCCCCUCUGAUGUCGGGUCUGCGCGUGGCUUUUCCAGACACCAGGAAAACAUACUGCUUCGACGCUUUCCCCAGCAUCGACAAGAUAUCUAAGGUCACCUCUCCUGUGCUGGUCAUUCACGGAACGGAGGACGAGGUCAUCGACUUCUCCCACGGCCUCGCGAUGUACGAGCGCUGUCCCCGCGCGGUGGAGCCCCUCUGGGUGGAAGGGGCCGGGCACAACGACAUAGAGCUUUAUGCACAAUACCUAGAGAGACUAAAACAGUUCAUAUCUCACGAACUCCCCAAUUCCUGAAGACGACAACUUGAUUUUACCUCAUUUACUGUGAACGGAAGCGUCCUCUGGUUUGCACACGCUUUAACUGGGUACUGCGACGGCUCCGCAGCCACGAAGAGGCGCCCAGCCUUUCGGGUGUUCUCAUCAAAGAGCUGAUGAAGUCUCUGUCUUUUUUAUCGAGAGAUUGUUCUACUAAUUCACACAACGUGUUAAACUGGACGGUCGUGACUCCCGGCUUCGCCGCCUUGCAGGGGUGGGGCUGAGAGCCGAACGUGGGGCGGGUUUCUCGUGCCGUCCGGGGUUUGCCCGUCUCUUCCGUCCUGACUCAGUACGCGGGACUCGCCCCCGUCUCCACCGGGGUUCUCGGAGUUGGACGGGCAGCUCUUUGGGCCACCGGAUUCGUGGGUUCAGUCCAUUCGUGCCGCUGUGAUAGUGUAACUGGAAAACCAUUGUGGUGAGACUUUUUAAAUUAAUUUUCGUUACCAUGCCAACCUUUCCCCAGACACACGAACUGAAGGGUAAUCGACUGGAUCUGUCAUGAACAGCUUCAUCAACUGUAACCACAUAAAUAUAACUGGAAUAUUCUUAAACAAAAGAAAACUAGGGGCUUUUUUAAGUGUAAAUUUGUUACUAGCCAACAGAGUUUUAAUAUUUUGACUGGUUGGUUUGACAAAGAGCCUAGCCGACUCACCUUCUCCGAAACCCUCCCAGCGGGCUUUUUUAAAGAACUGUACAUAUUCGCGAUCACCUUGUGCGUAGAUUCCUAAUGGGCAGUUUCCUUUUGUCGGCUACAACGAUGAACUGCAGACUCCUUGUUUGUAUGUAAAUGAUCGAACACAUUUUGUUAAUAUGUUUUUAUUCCUAGGUUUUGCUAUUAAGAAAUUUUAUAACAUUUCCAAGACAAAAAUUCCAAGUUUAUGCUUUGAAGAAUUUAUGUAAUUAAAAUUUCACUAAGCUAAUCUUUUUAGUUUAGGGGUCAUUUGGGUUUUGACACUGGAGUUGGGCCGAACAAGCAUCGGAAAUGUAAGAUGCUUCACGUCGCUACGCUGCGUGUAUUGGUUGGGGGUUUGGGUUUGGGCUUUCUUUGGUUUUACUUUAAUUUUGUUUUCCAAUUUAAAAGCCUUAAAUGUACUGUAAGCCUCGGAUUGCUGUGCAGCUGGAUUGCGGUCGGCUGCGGUGUGCACGCUGCUCAGGUGAGCACGGUGGCUGGUGAUAGAAUAAAGGAUGCAUGGAUCAGA